CCGCCCCAUGUCAUUUGAUUGGUGAAGUAGUUUGCACUGCAGUCACGAGGAAUGUAGCAACAUGAACUGUCAGACACAGACGGUGCACUUGACAUGGAGAGGUAUCGUGACUGGUAGUGACAUCAGCAACCCCRUCAGCGUGGCCAGCCACGAGAGCUGCUAUCUGAGGACUUAAGCCACCACCGCCACUAUGAAGGUCCCUGCCACCCUCAAUAUUUCAUAUGGGGACAUGGAUCCCUCUGACACCCCUCCCACCAUGUCCAUUGACAAGCUCUUCCCAGCACUCCUGGAGUGUUUUGGGAUCAUCUUGUGUGGCUACAUUGCUGGGCGUGCAAACAUCAUCACAUCCACACAGGGCAAAGGAUUGGGGAACUUUGUGUCCAAGUUUGCCCUCCCAGCAUUGCUCUUUAAGAACAUGGUACUGUUGGACUUUGGCAAUGUCAUCUGGCCAUUUCUGUGGAGUAUUCUCAUCGCCAAAGUGUCUGUGUUUUUCAUUGUGUGUGUGAUUACACUUCUGGUUGCCAGUCCUGACACUCGCUUCAGCAAAGCUGGUCUCUUCUCAAUCUUUGCUACUCAAAGCAACGACUUUGCUUUGGGAUAUCCUAUUGUUGAGGCCUUGUAUAAGAACACCCACCCAGAGUACCUACAGUACAUCUACCUGGUGGCCCCAGUGUCUCUCAUGCUUCUCAACCCAAUUGGCUUUGCCUUCUGUGAGAUCCAGAAGUGGAGGGACCAGAGAGACCGGCAGCAGAACAAACUCCAGAUAGUGGGUGUGGUCAUCCUUCAGGUUCUGAAGAACCCCAUCGUCUUCAUGGUUGUUAUUGGCAUUAUCUUCCACUUCAUCCUGGCCCAGAAGAUCCCUGCUUUCAUGGAGCAGUUUGUGGACGGCCUGGCUAACUCUUUUGGAGGAGCGGCCCUGUUCUACUUGGGCCUCUCCAUGGUGGGCCAGUUGGGAAAGCUCACCAGGUCUACUGUUGUAGCCCUGAUCCUGCUCAUCACUGCAAAGCUGUUGGUGAUGCCGUUGAUCUGUCGAGAAAUGGUGGAGCUACUGUAUGCCRACCACACCAACUCUGGUCUCAACCAAUCCAGUCUCUCCAACUAUGCCUUCCUCUAUGGAGUCUUCCCUACCGCCCCCAGUGUGGCCAUCUAUGCUGCUCACUAUAACAUGGAGCUACAAGUUGUUACCUCGGGGAUGGUACUAAGCACAUUCCUCUCAGCUCCCAUAAUGUAUGUUUCUGCUUGGUUGCUGACAAUACCAUGGAUGGACCCUAAGCCAUUGAUGGAUUCACUGCAGAAUGUCAGCUUUAAUGUCAGCAUCAUCAGCUUAGUUACACUGGUUUGGACAGUAACUGUCAUGUUCCUGAGUAAGAAAUUCAAGAGACUGCCUCACAUGUUCACCCUCAACCUGUUCCUGGCACAGAUUCUAGCUUGUGUCGGCAUGAUCUUGUGGAACUUUGUCGUGCGCCAAGACAGCUUCAUUGGACACGUGUUGACAUUCACACUGUUGUACGGCUCACUGUACAGUACUUACGUGUGGCCAGGUCUGAUAGCGCUUUCCCUUGUGCUGAUGAAGAGCGGUGGUGAGCUGAAGGUUGCGCCAGGCUUCCUGGUGAUURCAGGCUGGGGAGUCCCAGGCCUUGUGGCAGCAGUGCUCCUCCUAACUGGGGAGAGGAUGCCUGACACCAUCGACUCKGCGUUCUUCUACGGGACGCCCCAGAACAUCUGCACCUCAGUUGUGCUUGCCUUCAGCAUAGUGYUGAGUGGGGGCUCAUUGAUGGGCCUCAGUCGAGGCACGUGGGAUUCGAAGUACCAGGUCCUGGAGAGAGACUCUCUGUUAGGCACUACUGAGGAUCUGAGGCCCCAGAGUUGCCCCGAUACCCAAACUCUCCCAGAUAUGUUGGAGCCAGGCAGAACCGGAAGCAUCAACCAAGAGUGCCAUAUGUGUGACUGUGCGCCGUCCCAGCCCAUGCCUGAUAUGAUUGUCAGCACAAACAAAAAUGACGCGCUUCUCAUCGAGCCAGGUCAGUGUGGGACUGGCUGUGAGUCCACAGGCUGUCUACUGGCCCAGGAAGAGCAGCAGAGGCAGCUAGCAGACAGACAGGUGGCCCGCCACGUGCUCCUAUGCCUGCUACUGACCGUCAGCCUAUUAGCUAACCUGUCCAGCUGCCUGUGGUGGCUGUUUAAUCAAGUUCCUGGGAGACUCUACUUAGAGCUGCAGUUCUUCUGUGCUGUGGUCAACUAUGGACAGGGCUUCAUCUCAUUUGGGAUUUUUGGUCUGGACAAACAUUUAAUAAUACUGCCAUUUAAAAAGAGGAUGUCCAGUCUGUGGCAUAGUAUGAAGCCAGAGGAGCAGCCUCAACUGGUUGUGUCUGACGACAUCGUGAUGACCUGCACUCAAUUCACCACGUACCACAAAGAGCAGUGUGUCCGGGACAUUGUCCAGAAGAAGAGGUGUGGGGAGAGGAUGGUGGCGGACACUUUUCUUGGCAGUGAGCUGGUGGAGUGGCUGUUGCAGGUGGGUCUGUCACAGGACCGAGGAGAGGCCCUGCUCUACGGUGGCCGACUGCAGCAGGGUGGGGUUCUCCAGCACAUCACCCAGGAGUACGGCUUCCAAGAUGACGAGCUGCACUACCGCUUCACAGCGUAAGGUGGGCCCUGGGCAGGCCCAGUCUCAAGGGCUCUCCUGAGGCACAGGAUGACAGAGGUCGGCUACCUACCAAACCUGAAACCAGGUCUCUACCUACCUAGCAGUAAUAACCAAUAGAGGUGAAUUGAAGAGUGCUGCUUUUUGAAAUACUCAUACUGUUUUGCACAUGGGAAAUAUGCAGUCAUAACAAGCAUUGAGCACUUGUUUUUCUUUUGAACUGUCCAUUGUAAUAUGUUUGUGCGGUACUGUAUGCAUAACGAGAUUUAAGUUUGUCAAGGAGGCAGAACUAAUAAUGAAUAAUCUUGCAAAAUGAUGGAUGUCAAAUAUCUUGCAUUAUCAUCAAGUUAUACAGACUAGCUUGUAUACCCUUGAUGACACUCGUAUACCAUGAGGCUGAUUGAACAUGUUUUUAUUUCGUUCGGAUGACAAGAAUGGUAUUUGUCAAUGUGACUUCAGGUAUUAAAAAUAGAAGCCUGUAAUGUUGCUUCAGGUAUUAAAAAUAGAAGCCUGUAAUGUUCCUGUGUAUUCUAAAAAUCCUUAAUUUGGCCAUUGUUUAGAACUUGAAAAUAGGACACGGCAUCUAUUUUGAAUAAUGUAGAUGGAAUGGUGUCAAAUGUUUAUGGAUGCAGACUUGUCUGCUAAGGCAGAAUUGUGUUUUUGGUUUAGACUUGUUUUAAUGAUUCUUGGCCAAGAAAUAUAUUUCUGAUCAGCUAUCUUUUGGGAUUUUUAAAUACACAAUWACAUUUCAGUUUGUUGGGAGAAAAGGAGUACAAUACCAAAUGUGCCAGAUUAAAUGUAAUCUGUAUKAUGUGUUAUUUUGGAGCGAUGUUACUUUGUCCUUUUAAUGGGGUUGUGCUUAUUACUGUUGCUAAUAAGGUAACUGAGCCAUGUAUACACCUCGUUUGGCAUUAUGAAUGUUUGAAUGAUGGUUUGUCAAUGUAUUUUUUUUAUGUCACUUGACCGAGAAUAUACGGUGUCAUGUACUUUGAAGCCAACUAAUGCUGCAUGUUCCUCUGAUUCCCAGCCUGUUCUGAAAAAAACUAAACUAUUGCACCUCUGGUU
Molecule: messenger RNA, 3709 nt
Organism: Salvelinus sp. IW2-2015
Lineage: Eukaryota; Metazoa; Chordata; Actinopteri; Salmoniformes; Salmonidae
Gene: gpr155a
Product: G protein-coupled receptor 155a
Biological process (GO): transmembrane transport; negative regulation of BMP signaling pathway; intracellular signal transduction
Cellular component (GO): membrane
Source: RefSeq, a predicted model, not a curated record